GCAGCCCCCUCCCACCGCCCCACUCCGCUCCACCCACUGGGCAGACGCGCAAAAAUCCGCCGCCAGAAAGAAGAGCGGCCGCGGCCGACCGCAAUUAUCACCUGGUGCUGGCUACGGUAGCGGCGAGACGCGCGCGUACGGGAUCUACCACGUGGCCACGUGGCGAUGGUGGAGUGAAAAAAAUACGAGAGGACGACGAGUGCUGGUUCGGUUGUGGUGCGGGUGUGCUGGAAGCCAUGCUUCCUCUGGCGACGACUCAGUGAGUGCAGCAGCGACUGGGACACACCAUGUCCCAGUUUGGCUUCCGAGCAUCGCCGAAUACUCAGAGUGCAGUAUCGUCGGGACCUAGUCAACCCUCACCACCUCCUUCAAGCAUGGCAGUCACAUCUUCAGCACCAACACCAGGAAGUCCGCCCGCCCCCACUCAACGAUGCUGUGAUACAGGCAGACCCCUCUUCACCGACCCCAUCACGGGCCAAAGUGUGUGCUCGUGUCAGUACGAACUUUUAGGGUACCAGAGGCUCGCCGGGGGAGUCCCCGGCCUGCCGGCCCUCUCCAUGUACAGCGCCCCCUAUCCCGAGGGGAUGGCGGCGUACUUCCCCGCCCUGGGCGCGGACCAGGCCCCCUUCUACACCUCCACGGCUGCCGGUUUAGAAUUAAAAGAAAACUUGGCAGCUGGGGCUGCGACAUGGCCCUACCCUUCCGUUUAUCAUCCCUACGAUACCGCCUUCGCAGGAUAUCCAUUUAAUGGAUAUGGCAUGGAUCUCAACGGUGCGCGUCGAAAAAACGCGACCAGAGAAACGACCAGUACUCUCAAGGCAUGGCUCAACGAACACAAGAAGAACCCGUACCCGACCAAAGGCGAGAAGAUCAUGCUCGCGAUCAUCACCAAGAUGACGCUGACGCAGGUCUCCACAUGGUUCGCGAACGCGAGGAGAAGAUUGAAGAAGGAGAACAAGAUGACUUGGGAGCCGAGGAACAGGGUGGAGGACGAAGAUAACAAUAACGACGACGACGACCACAAGAGCACAGACGGAAAGGACCUUCUAGAUUCCAAGGACUCCGGCACCGCCUCCAGCGAGGACGGCGACCGGCAGCCGCACUCGCGCCUCGCGCCCGACACCGCCAGCGAGUGGAGCGAGUCGCGCCCGGACAGCGGCCCCGACAGUCCCGAGUGCUACGAGCGCCCCCCGCACCCCGCCUUCCUGCCGCCGCGGUCGUCCGGCUCGCCGCCGCAGAUCUCCGCCUCCGUCACCUCCAAGCCCCGAAUCUGGUCCCUCGCGGACAUGGCGAGCAAGGAGAGCGACGGGCCGCCGCAGUCCGCCGCCUCGUCGCUGUAUUCAACGGCGGCGGGGCGGCUCGUGCCGUCGUUGGCCGGGCGGCUGCCGCCGCCGGGUCUGCACACGGCGCCCUACGCCCGCCCCCACGACUUCUACCGGAGUCUGUACGCGCCCGCCGGGCCCGGCGGCAGCGGCGGCGCGCCCGACGCCACCCUGCUGGAGACGUACCGGAGCUUGGGGGCGGCCAACCUGGUGGCCCACCAGAGCGCGGGCCUCACCAAGGCGUCGCUGGCGGCGGCGGCAUCCAACAGCGGGCAGGGGCUGCCGUUGGGGCUGACGAGCAGCUCGCGGCUGUCGCCGUCCUCGACGAGCUCGCUGUCCUCGGGCUCGGAGACGCCGCUCAAGCCGGUGGCGCUGAACAAGGCCUGACCGGCGGCGGCGGCGGGUUCGCGGCCAUGAUCUACCUCGGCAACGUGCAUGACCAACGUGGACAAUAAGAGACGCUGAUACCCGUAGUGUGCUGUACAGUAAAUGUGAUAUAUACCUUUCGGUUCCUUAGUUUGCGGGCGCAUGGACAGUCUUCGCCUUAGGUCUUUUGUAAAUAGAGCGACUGCCGGAGGCAGCAGUAUAAAAAACUUGUAUCUAUGUAUGUAAUUAGUUUAGAAAUGUAAGCAGAUAUUUGUUAUUAUAAUGUGUAAUAUUAAGAACAAUAUACAUUCAAAACAAAAUACGUGGAAAUUACUAUGCUGUAUUCAUUGUACUAUACAAAUUUCACCACACACGAGUAUUUUUUCCAGCAGACAUAUCAUGCAGUCUAACAUUGUAUUUAUAUUUCCAUUUUAUCCGAUCGUGUGUUGACGCUGCAAUAAAGUAAAUCGUUCAUUAUUUA
This is a messenger RNA of Zophobas morio, 2169 nucleotides long. It is a transcript of the gene mirr, whose product is annotated as homeobox protein caupolican. The record is from RefSeq and is a predicted model, not a curated record. Lineage: Eukaryota; Metazoa; Arthropoda; Insecta; Coleoptera; Tenebrionidae. Gene Ontology annotation, molecular function: DNA-binding transcription factor activity, RNA polymerase II-specific; RNA polymerase II cis-regulatory region sequence-specific DNA binding. Gene Ontology annotation, cellular component: nucleus. The transcript has 5 exons. The coding region runs from base 288 to 1709 and encodes 473 amino acids. Gene Ontology annotation, biological process: cell development; neuron differentiation; regulation of transcription by RNA polymerase II.